This is a messenger RNA of Odontomachus brunneus, 4496 nucleotides long. RefSeq names its product cactin (gene cactin). Gene Ontology annotation, cellular component: spliceosomal complex; cytoplasm. The coding region runs from base 126 to 3812 and encodes 1228 amino acids. The transcript is spliced from 13 exons. Lineage: Eukaryota; Metazoa; Arthropoda; Insecta; Hymenoptera; Formicidae. Gene Ontology annotation, biological process: mRNA cis splicing, via spliceosome. The record is from RefSeq and is a predicted model, not a curated record. Gene Ontology annotation, molecular function: protein binding.
AACUGACUCACGUAGUAGAUGAACUGCGACAAUUGCAGCAAGAUGGCGUAUCUCAAAGCGAGAGAGAAGUUAGGUUAAGUUAAACGUGUGUGGUUCGUUCUGUCAUUGGAGUUUUUUUUGACACAAUGGAAAGAUAUUCUCGCACUGAUGUCAAUACUCGUGCACAUAAAGACAGAAUAUCGCGGAGGGAUCGCGAUUAUGAGGAACAUCGAACCAGACAAUCAAGAUCCAGGCAUAAACGUUCCGAAAAAUCCAGUGAGAGACACAGAAAGUCGAAAGACGAGGAUUCCCGCAUGCGACGUGACUCGCGGAAGAAAUCUUCGAAGCAUAAAAGUCGAAAGAGAGAAUCGUGCUCAUCUUCUUCGUCUUCCACCUCGACCAACUCGAGCAGAACUAGCGCUGGAUCGUCCACAGACUCAUCCUCAGAUUCUACAAAAUUGCUCGAGAAGCUGCAAAAGCAACGGCAAAAACAGGUCGAGGAGCGUAAGCGGCAGAAGGAAUUGAUGAAGGCGACAGAAACGCCAGAAGAGAAACGUUUACGACGCCUGAAAAAGAAAGAAAUCAAAGAACGCAGACGUAAGGAGAGGAUGGGCUGGGACAACGACUACCUGCAUUAUACAAAUACAGACAAUCCAUUUGGAGAUGGCAAUAUUUUGUCAACAUUUGUGUGGUCCAAGAAAUUAGGUAAGGAAGGUCUGCUUGGAGUGGGUAGAGAGGAGUUGGAGAUGCGUAAUAGGUAUAAACAGGAAGAAACCAAGAGGGAACUGGAAAAAGUAAAGAAGAGGAGGCAGGAGAGAGAGUUGGAGCGACAACAGAGAGAAGAGGAAAUGACUAUGUUACAAAGAGGCAAGGAGGCUGCUCAGCUGGAACAGUGGGCCAGGCAGGAGGAUCAGUUUCAUCUGGAGCAAGCUAGACUGAGAUCUCGCAUCAGAAUUCAGGAUGGUCGUGCAAAGCCUAUAGAUCUUCUCGCAAAGUACAUCAGUGCAGAGGAGGAGGUUGAUGCGGUAGAAAUGCACGAACCUUAUACGUACUUGAGAGGCUUGCAAGUUAAAGACUUGGAGGAUCUUAUAGAGGACAUCAAAGUUUACAAGGAAUUGGAGAGGGGCAAGAAUUUAGACUAUUGGAACGACAUAACAGUGAUUGUGGAGGAUGAACUGCACAAGCUCAGGAAGUUAGAACGUACAGAGUAUGAAGUUGCUGUCGGUAGAAGAGAAGGAAUCCACGAAUCAGUGGCGAAAGACGUCACGGCUAUUUUCAAGGGUAAAACCGCGGCGCAAUUGGAGGCCUUGCAACAACAGAUUCAGGCAAAAAUCACAGGAAAGCCAGAGGGCGUCGAUAUUGGAUAUUGGGAGAGUCUUCUGUCGCAACUGAAAGCCCACAUGGCGAGAGCGCGGUUGAGAGAUCGGCAUCAGGAGAAUCUGCGUAAGAAGCUGGAAGUACUGAUCGCUGAACAAGGUGUGGCUAGAACGGAGAGCGAAGUUGAAAGCAGUUCGCAAGUGCCGAGCGAGCCGUCGGCCAAGCAAGAGAUCGAACCUUCCACGAGUGCCACGGUCGAGAAAAACGAGAACAGCCAGUCCGACGAUGACCGGGAGACCAAUGCCGCCGACGAUCUACUGUCCGAGUCCUUCUGCGAGUACGAAUCGGGCGGCUACUCACCGGCCUACAUACCGUAUUCGCAACUCGAGCCAGGUACGAUUGUCACUCAAGAGGACGACGACAAUCAGCGACUGGAGUACGCGAGGCAACAAGUGCUCAGCACCGGAAGGAAGAUCCAAAACGUGCUGACAGCCGAGGAGCAGGCGAUGCAUAGGGAAGCACGCAAGAAUAUGGGCUCGGACGAGGCGCAGUUCAGCGUCGAGUCGUCAUUGGAGGCGCAAAUCUACCUGUGGUCUGACAAGUACAGACCGCGUAAACCGCGUUACUUUAACAGAGUGCACACCGGCUUCGAAUGGAACAAAUACAAUCAGACGCACUACGACAUGGACAACCCACCGCCGAAGAUUGUGCAGGGUUAUAAGUUCAACAUCUUCUAUCCAGAUCUCAUAGACAAGAACACUACUCCGGAAUACUUUCUCCGCUCCUUCUGCGAGGAGCCGGAACGGCCGAAGACGGCGAAUCUAGAGAAACCAAGCGUGCUAAAUCCCGAGCUAGUGGACAAGCUCGACAUGUCGUUGCUUAGCAAGGAGCUGCUGUGCGACUCGAUGACGCGUUACCGUCAGACCAGAUCGCUGGCGGCGAUCAGUGGAGGCAAGACUGCAGCAGCCACGUCGUCGUGUUCGUCGUCGUCGUCAUCGUCGUUGUUGUUACCGUCGCCGUCGUCGACGCGACGACGCCAGAGCGCCGUCGUCACCGGCGACGUGCAACCACGACGCACCACCACUUGGCCCCGCGACAAGGCUCCAGUGCGUCAUCAGCGACGGAGCUUCGAGCAGAUAUACGAACCGCGGAUCUGCCAGAUGGAGAUCGGCCCGCGAUCGCCUACCGAAAGUCGGAAGACUUCCCAGGAGCAUGCACCCGUCAAACGAAACUCUGACGUUAGGAGACUCGACGAUAACAACAACAGAAACGGUCCUCCCAAAGUGCUGUCUACGGUGAAGAAGAGAAAUUCGAGGACAGGUAUACCCAGCGAUCUGGAGAUCUUCACGGCCGUUCCUUCGACGAAAAGUGCUCCAGAACCCUGCAAGACUUGUGGACGGCCAGAUCAGCCAGAGAGGUUCCACAGCCAUCCGAAGGGUAGUCAAGUCAAGAUCAAAGACAUCCCAGCAACAGCGACUACGACGAAGCCGAUAAAGAACGUGCCAGUGCCGAAGUCCAUCCAGAAACCUGUGGCGUUGAAUUUCCGCAGCGACAAGAAUAAGAAUCGACCGGAAGAGAUCGAGCCGUGCGAGAUGAAUUCGGCCAGGCCGUCGACCACGACGAAACGGGGCCCGAGAACUGUCACGUGUUACGUCUGCGGUCGGGAAUUCGGCACGGCUAGCUUCCCCAUACACGAGCCCAAGUGCAUGGAGAAAUGGGAGCGUGAGAACAAUACAUUACCUCUCUCCCAAAGACGGCCCAAACCGCAAAGACCCACAGUCGGGAUCGACCACACCGACUGGAACGCAGCCGCAUGGGAACAGAGUCAGGAGCAACUGGUGCCGUGCGCGAAGUGCGGGAGGACAUUUCUGCCGGAACGAUUGCCGAUCCACGAGAGAAGCUGCAAGGCAACUCCGAAGAGUAAUGACUCAAGGUUCGAGAGAUUGCUCACGACGACAGACAGACAAACGUCGGCGAACGCGCGCUCCGUCGGCCCGCCCACAGUUCCUUGUAAGGUGUGCGGUCGAAAUUUCGGCACCAGAAGCAUCAAGAUCCACGAGCCUCAAUGCAACAGACGAUGGCAGGCGCAGAACAACUCGACUUCGCACAGGGAUAAGCCGAGUCACCAUAAUCUUCAGUGGUCAGCCACCAGUGAUCAAGAAAGUCCACCUGCGACAUAUUCGGACUUGUCGCAAAAGAAGACCGUCACAUGUUACAUAUGCGGCAGAGACUUCGGCACGUCUAGUAUCGCCAUUCACGAGCCGCAAUGCUUGAAGAAGUGGCACGCCGAGAAUGACAAAUUAUCGCCGGCACGAAGACGAAAGGAACCGCAGAAACCUGAGGUCAUAUAUAUACAGGAUCCGCACACGGGAAGUAUGGUGGUCGAUCAAGCAGCGACAGAGGAAGCCAAUUGGAUGACGCACCUGAGCCAGCUGGUGCCAUGCAAGCGUUGCGGGAGGACCUUUAAUCCCGAUCGCGUGGACAUCCAUGAGAAAAAUUGUAAAGGAAACCGCUAAGAAUGAGAAAUUGAUACAGUUUCGCGAUUUUACCGAGUUCAAAUGCGGAUUCGCGUGUAACGUCCUGGAUCGGCGUGUCGGUUGCAACGCUUGACUAAAAACUGUUCAUUACACCAACUUACCUCUUGCUUCAGGAUGACUCACGUCAAACUUCGAUUAGUCUGGUCGACUGGUUUUUCAGUCUAUAUCAGUCACAAGCAUUACCUGUUCUUCGUUAAAAAAAAAAACUGAAAUUAUUAACUUCCCGAUUAUUAUUGGACGACCAAUUACGUGACUGAAAAUUGGCAGAUUAGACUCGCUUAACUCAAUUGGAGUUUGAUGAAAAUCCUACUUAAUGUCUUAGAAGCUGGUCUGGAAUCCAAUAUAAACUUGAUUACAGGAAACUACUAAAAAUAUCACGAUAAUCAAAUAUUUUAGAAGCGAUUAAUAUCUGUGUUCUUAUGGAGACUGUAAACUGAUUCACAACUUUGCAACAGCCCAUACUAAUAUUCACACUCAUGAUUUGAUUCAGGCUAAAGCUCGUCGAUCGAUUGCCUAUUUUAUAUACAAGUUCGAAUUAACUUGAAACGGUUUCCUAGGCUUGAGAUCGAGAUACCACGCUUGAACUAUUGAAAGUUAAUCUAAAUAAGCGACUUUCUAAGGACCAAUUUUUCCAACCUCUUAAUAAACCAAUUAUCAGUUAAA